AACUUUUCUGAGGAGUCAGCCGCUUCUUAAGCCUCUGAGUUCUUGUCUGGUUCUGGGUAGGAAUAAUCCCAGCACUCGUGUUCCUGGUUUUUUUUGUUUUAUUUUGAAGUGCAAACAGCGUGAAUUUCUGACUCAGCCCAUGUUCCUACCCACUUCCUGCUUCUCCUAGCUUGCACGUAGACUGCCUUUUCAAGGGUGUUCUCCAGCCUGUACUCUGAUCGUAUUUUGCUGAAAAUAUAAGCAAACGUUGGCCUUGGAAGCUUUCCUCUGCCUCCUCCUUUCACCUACUCACCUCUUCAAGGAGUUCCCUGUGUGUCAGCCCUGACGGGAGAGACAGAACUCACUAGUACUGAACGGCGGAGGUGGCAGGGAGUGUGGCUGCUGCUUUCGCUCAUCGGCAAGCCUGGUGAUGGAGGAAGAGGAAUGUGAGCAGGUUCCCCAGGAGAAUCCCCCAGAAGAACCACCCUGGGAUCCCACCCAAGAGCUGUCAGGAGGUCUGAAGGAGAAGGAGCCGACCCCCCAGAAGCUGAGGCUGCUGCUGGUGGGGAAAACAGGAAGUGGGAAAAGCGCCACGGGGAACAGCAUCCUGGGCAGGAACGCGUUUGAGUCCAGGCUCAGCUCCAGGCCUGUGACCCAGACGGUGCAGAGAGGCUGCGGGCUGUGGGCAGGGUGGGAGCUCGAGGUGCUGGACACCCCAGACAUCCUGUGUGCUCAGGCCCCACCAGAAGGUGCCACUCAGGAGGUGUGUCGGGCCCUCGCCGCCUCUGCCCCGGGGCCACAUGCCCUGCUCCUGGUGACACAGCUGGGCCGCUUCACGGAGGAGGACCAGUGGGCGGCGCGGCGCCUGCAGGAGGUCUUCGGACCAGGGGUGCUGGCCUACACCGUCCUGGUGUUCACCCGGAAAGAGGACCUGGCCGGGGACUCCUUGGAGGAGUAUCUGCGCGAGACCGACAACCAGCAGCUGGCCAGGCUAGACGCCAUGUGCACGCGGCGCCACUGCGGCUUCAACAACAGGGCGCAGGGGCCAGAGCGCGAGGCGCAGCUGCAGGAGCUGAUGGGCCAGAUCGAAGUGAUCCUGUGGGAAAACGAAGACCGUUGCUACAGCAACCGGGCCUACCAGUAUCUGCUCAGCCAGGGACAGGAAGGGCCAACAACCCAGGGGCCAGGCUCCCAGGAAGGGCCUCGAGGGGAGCCCUGGCUGGAAGGGCUGUCCCGAGUACAGAAAGAAUCCGAGGAGACACACAAGAGCCUCCUGCAGAAGGCGCCCCUCUAAGCCCAGGGUGGAGCAAGCGGGGCCUCUCUCAGCCCUGCGCCCGGUGCCCCUGACCCGGCGCUUGUGUCUCCCUCCCCAGGGAGCACUGCCCAGGCUCCAGGUCAGGUCAUCUGGCCAGGCGACCUCCCCAGUCCUUCUAUUCUUCCGGGACACGUGGACCCAGCUGGUCUGACUUCAGCAGCUGCGGUCUUGGUGUAGAACCUUCCAACUCUUGACACCACAUUUCUGGGUACCACGAGGUUUCUGGGGUCCCUGGCAGGACAGAGCUGCACCUCUCGUCCAUGUAGGCUCGAGCUUCCUGGCCCCUGGGCUCUCGGUGCGAGCCUCUGCUGACUACUGUCUCUGCCCCUGUGCUCGGAAGACACCUGCUGGGUGUGGUGCUAGAACAAAGGUGGCUCUGAGACCGUGGGGAGGGUUGGAUGCUGGGCUGGGAGGAGAGCCUAGCAGCAGCAGAGAGAGGUGGAAGGAACAGACUUUUCUUCAUUCUUGAGUUUACUUAAGCAAGUUCCCCAGGAACCUCUUAGUGGGAAGGAUGGGUGACAUCGAGGGAGGGAUCCAGGAAGCAGCCCUGGUCAGGAAGGUGGACCCAGCCCUGGCUCAGGACAUGAGGCCUCUCCAGGUGCCAGGUGGGCUUGGACAGAGGAGGCCACUCCCCAACCCCCAGGGAGACAUAGAUUAGGGAGGGCGUGCAUCUGUGACUUCCCCACCCUCCAGUGCCAUGGCCUCACUGUCUGCCUUCUGCUGUGUGAGACCCAAGGCUCUUGCCGACCUGCCCUGCCCUUGCCGCCCACUCUCUCUUUCUGUUGACAGUGGGGAGCAUGUGGGUGGGGUGAAUAUUUACAUGGAUUCCCCAACAAAGUACUUGUGGAAGGUUGGAUUGAAGGAGGCAGGGAAGAAAGGGGAUUGCAAAGGAAUCAGAUGAAUGCCUUGAACAUCUUGUGGGGCAGCCUGCCUGGUUUAGGGACGAGAUCUGUAGCACAAGGUGUUUUCCAGGAGGCUGCUCCGACCAAAGGGUUAAUAGGAAGCCAUACCAGAUAGGACAGGCAGGGAGUUCUGGCCUCAGGUAGAAGCCAUCUAACCGCAUACACAGACCGAUGAGCCUCAGAUGCGUCUCCGCUGCUCUGAGGUUCAGGAUGCUCCUGGGGAAUUUAACCAACUGCGGGGAUAGUAAUGGGGGGAACUGGGGAAAAUGCCUCCCAACACAUUCCUCUUCUUGCUUUGAGCUGUGUGGCAGUAGCCUUCUGGGAGGGUAAGACUGGGAGGUGGUGCAGCAGUGGAGGAGGGUCAGAAAUCAGAGGACACACCUCAGGUCUGUCCAGUUGCUCAUCACGUGGCCAGAGAUCUCCUGCAGACAGACAGAUGCCCAGACCUGUGGUCUCUCCUUGUCAUCACCUUCCCAAGACUCAGCAGGUUGCUACAAAAGCUUCAGAUUUUAGGAACCAGCAGUUAGCGUAAUGGCUAUGUCGCUGGACUCCCACGUAGUCAACCGCAGUUCGCGUCCCAGACCCGGUGGCUUAAAACUCACGCCGGGCGCAUAUGCGUGUGUGCCCAAGAUCCUGAGAGGAGGAUGAUUUCUCGCUUUCUGUCUCUAUGUCUCUCUCUGUCUGUCUGGCGAGUGCACGCGCUCUAUAGCGAAAAAACCUCUCCAAAAAACAAACAAAAAAAAGCUUCAGAUUUUCUUUCCUGAGUGAUUCAGAUAUGUCUUGAAGCAGAACAGACACUUUCUUGGAAGUAUGCUUACACCUUUUUGCCAGGAUUUAUUAAAUAAGGAAUCCAUUUCACGAUGAACUGAAAUGCAACAUGUAUCAUUUUACAAAUUCUCAUACUCCCUAAGAUAUGUGUCAGAAUUUUCAUUUCUGUUGAUGUCAUCUAUUUAUCUACUCCUAUAUGAAUAAAAUAUUGAUUUGAUGAGUGUGGCUUUGAUUAGAACGUGGUGGGUUAAUUUCCUCUCCGGUUCACAUUUUUAUAUUUUGUUAUUCUCAGGCAUUUAUUCCUCCAGGUGACAGUUGAAUUAUUUGUUUAGCUCCCAAUAAAAGAACCCUAUUGGUAUUUUA
Tupaia belangeri chinensis (Chinese tree shrew) is the source of this 3327-nucleotide messenger RNA. It is a transcript of the gene GIMAP6, whose product is annotated as GTPase, IMAP family member 6. The transcript is spliced from 4 exons. NCBI's taxonomy places the organism in Eukaryota, Metazoa, Chordata, Mammalia, Scandentia, Tupaiidae. Gene Ontology annotation, cellular component: cytosol. The record is from RefSeq and is a predicted model, not a curated record. Gene Ontology annotation, molecular function: GTP binding. The coding region runs from base 410 to 1273 and encodes 287 amino acids.